AUGGCUUUGGCGCCGGUGGAGUUCCUGGGCGCGAGGGACGGCAGGGAGGCGCUCUACUACGCCAUCAUACUGUGGCUGUCCGUCAUGUCGUGGAUCAUCUUCACCUGUGACGGCGGCGGGACGAGGAGGAAGGGCCGUCGGGGCAGCCGGGACACCAAGGUCUUUGUCGGCGCCGAGCGCCUCUGCGACGGCACCAGGCCCAACUGCAGCGGCGGCUACGGCCUCUGCGGCUCCUGCGUCAACUAG
This is a messenger RNA of Triticum aestivum (bread wheat), 246 nucleotides long. RefSeq lists its product as uncharacterized. NCBI's taxonomy places the organism in Eukaryota, Viridiplantae, Streptophyta, Magnoliopsida, Poales, Poaceae. The record is from RefSeq and is a predicted model, not a curated record. The transcript has a single exon. Bases 1 to 246 code for a protein of 81 amino acids.